Molecule: messenger RNA, 12390 nt
Organism: Podarcis lilfordi (Lilford's wall lizard)
Lineage: Eukaryota; Metazoa; Chordata; Lepidosauria; Squamata; Lacertidae
Source: the annotation of a GenBank genome assembly
AGAUAGGAAAAGCCUUGCCUGGCUUCUCCUUAACCAUAGAGUUGGGGGCGAAGGCAGAGGCUAGAGCGCCCGGAAGAAGAAACAUCCGGGUUCCUCUCGGGAACCGCCGGCCGCCGGAAGGAGCGGCCACGGCGUCGCCUAACGCGUUGCCCGCCCCGCGCCUCUUUCCGCUAUUCGGAUUAAAUGCACUGGCAGCUAAAGAAGACUCGGUGGCCGCUCUGCGUCGGUGUCUAUCGUCCGGGAGUCAGAACGAGCCAGCCGCGAGAACUGAUGCGCAUGCGCCUGAGCAGGUGAGUCCCCGCCGUCCAAUCAAGAGGCAGAAUUUAUGAUGGACGGGGCGAAGGGGAAGGGGCGGGCGUUUCCCCGUUACCAUGGUGAUUCUGACACGACCCAAGUUUGGAGGUCGUGACCCCCCCCCCAAAUAUCCCAAUAAUAAGCAACACAAAAAUUGUAAUUGGCAAAAGAGCAGAAUGGAAGGUCCCUGCCUGCAAAGAGCUCACAGUUGUGGGCAUUUGGAAGAGGGAGGCUGGGGGGGGGGAAGGCUCUCCUCCCAAAAUAUUCUGAUUUUAAUGCUUUUCUUUUUUAUACUAUUCCUGUCAAGGGUUUCCCAUAAUGAGGAUCUGGUCGGCCACCUUGAGAGCAGGAGGCUGCACUGAAAUGGGUCGAUUCCUUGGCCUGAUCCAGCAGCCAGGCUCUUCCUACACUCUAAUGAUCGCUGUUAUCCCUUUGUUGUUGUUGUUUAGCCAUUUAGUCAUGUCCGACUCUUUGUGACCCCCUGGACCAGAGCACGCCAGGCACUUCUGUCUUCCACUGCCUCCCACAGUUUGGUCAGACUCAUGCUGGUAGCUUCGAGAACACUGUCCAACCAUCUUGUCCUCUGUCAUCCCCUUCUCCUUGUGCCCAACAUCAGGGUCUUUUCCAGGGAGUCUUCUCUUCUCAUGAGGUGGCCAAAGUAUUGGAGCCUCAGCUUCAGGAUCUGUCCUUCCAGUGAGCACUCAGGGCUGAUUUCCUUCAGAAUGGAGAGGUUGGAUCUUCUUGCAGUCCAUGGGACUCUCAAGAGUCUCCUCCAGCACCAGAAUUCAAAAGCAUCCAUUCUUCAGUAAUCAGCCUUCUUUGUGGUCCAGCUCUCGCUUCCAUACAUCACUCCUGGGAAAACCAGAGCUUUAACUAUACAGGACUUUGUUGGCAAGGUGAUGCCUCUGCUUUUUAAGAUUAGUCCAUCUCUACCCUGCCUUUCCUGCAGCACAGAACUCAAGAGUCUUGAUGGGGUUUUUCCCAGGCAGUGUCUCCUCCAACCACUCCAAAUCACACCCAGACCUGUUUAGCUGGAGCAAAAGGGCAGGUUCCCUCAUCCCAUUCCCUUAGGGGCCCGUUGCUCCCAUUUAAUGGGUGAGAAAGCCGAGAGAACGGCCUGAAUAAACGAACUGUGUCCGCUCAACAGGUCGGGUGGAGCCAAAAGCAUUUCAGCAGUUUUCACCCACUCAAGACGAAAACACAUUUGCCUGGAAUGCAGAAAGCAUUUAGUUGUCAUAAACAUAAACUUGUUUUCGUUGACCCUCUGAGAUGCAUAUAUAAACUAUUGAUUUAUAAUAAAUAAUAAUAAAUUUUAUCUAUAUCCCGCCCUCCCCGGCCAGAGGUUCAGGGCGGCUAACACCAGUAAAAUUACAGUAAAAACAUAAUGGGGGGGGGACCAAUUUGAAAUACAGGUUAAAAUGCAAUUUAAAAUGCAGCCUCAUUUUAAAAGUAGCCCAUAGAUCAAAACCAUAAGGGGAGGGAAACAUAAUUCCUAGCCUGCCCCCCAUGCCUAGGUCUGCUUCUCACAUAAAAUGACCCCCCCAAUGAUUCCUUCCUUGCAGGGGUUGGGCUAGAUGACCCUGUUGCUCCCUUCUAACUCUGAUUCUGUGCUUGAGAAAUGGGUGUGUGGCUGGCGGGUAAGGUAUUCCUUCUGGAUUCUGGCAGCUGGUGAACAUAGUGAAAUAAGAGGAGAAUCUUUCAGAGCUGUGCCGUGCCAGCUUUUAGCCUGCUGCUCUUGUAAAACACAUGUGCUGCCAUAGGGCUACACGCUGGCAUCCCACAGCAGCAGGUGGAGAGACUGAGCAAGGCUUUCAGAUGUACCUUCUUGACUCUUGCCAGGAACUGGAGACAUGGAGCCCCCAGCAUCUGAGAAGGCAUUGGAAGGGAGGAAGAAGUUCACUGUGAAGAUGGACGAUGAAGACGUCGCUCCGGUACGACGGGAGGUUUUGGGUGAGGUUGUGAAGAUCUCGCUUGGAGGACUAUUUCCCCCCCCCCCAAAAAAAAAUAAUCUUACUGGACAUCAGUUGGUUUCAUGACCAGGAACGUCUGACCUCUGUAGUUCAUGCACUGUAGUUCAUGCAGACUGGAUUGCUGCAAUGCGCUCUGAGUGAGGAUUCCCUCACACUUGUCCCAGAAGUUGCAGUUAGUCCAGAAUGCUGCAGCAUGGACCAGCUCACCUGCGAGAUCACCUUACCCUACAAGUGCCCACUCAACAGCUUCGAUCGGUGGAACUGGCCCUGUUACAGGCGCAACAUAAUACCCAUUCCACAUUUGUAAGAAUGAAAUAUUUUAGUGUGGUGGCAUCUACACUUAGGAACUCCCUGCCUAGGGAUAUCAGGGAUAUCAGGAUAUCCCUGCCCAUGGAUAGCAGGUGCCUUUGCUGAACUCUUUCCUGCACCUGCUAAAAGCAUUUUUGUUCAGAAAAGCCUAGCCAGAGAUGCAAAAUGAGCAUGCAGAAUGUUUGGUGCAUGUUUUAAUCAGUUUUUGGUUUAUUGCUGAUUUUAUAACGAUAUAAAGAGUUAUUUUUACUGAUAAUUUUGUGGUAUUAUUCCCAUUGUAAACCACUUUGAGCUUUGUUUGUUUUUAUGAAAUAGUCAGUAAAUGAUCUUCACUCGUAUGCUCACACUGAAACCCAACACACGCACAGAGCUCCCUCCCUCACAGAAGCCACCAUCUCUCCUCUCCAACAGAGCCAAAACAAAUUUCUCAGUCACCCAACACUCUCUCCCCACCCUCUCCAUUUCCAGGUGAAACUUCUUUUCAAACCCUCUUCUGCAGCCAAAGCCUCGCCAACCUCCGAGGCCCCAGUUGCGCCAGGGGGCGCAUCGUACGCAGACUAUGUCGUUGGACAAGUGGCGGCCUCCUCAGUUCCUCAGGUGAAGCAAGGAGCACCUGUUGCCACAACCACCGCCUCUGCUCUCCCAAGAGCGCCCCCUCCACAUGGCGAAAACAAGAGCCUCCCUGUCGUGCAAAGCGCAACGGAAGACAGAGCACCCCCCUUGAACCCAGCGCCAAAGCCAGGAACCAAACACAACAGCAUCAUCGUCAGCCCCCGUCAGGUGAGAGAGGGGAGUGGGCAAGUGGGCAAGGGACUCCUCCUCCUCCUCUCUCAGCCCCUGCGCCUUUGGACAAUUCUGCUGGCAUUAUGUGUUACCCAGAGGCUGCUCUAGAAAGGUCAAGCUGUGGUUGAUUUCGAACAGAGCCCAGGGCAGUUCCGAAAUCCCAAAUGAACCAUAGAAUUGUAAGGGACUCCAAGGGCCAUCUAAUCUAACCGCAUGCAAUGCCGGAAUCACAGCUAAUGUGUGGAACCGACUGCGCUUACUGUAUAAACUUCCAUGGCUUUGCAGGAAUUCCAAUCCAGACCUCCUGAACUCAAAUCCAGAAAUUCUGUCCAUUGGACAUCCCUGCUUAGUUUCGCAGAGGGAAAAGCCCCAGACCCCACCUUGCUUGUAAACCGUUCUUCCCCCAUCUUGGCAGCCUUCGAGGGGGCAAGGAGAAAGCACUUUGCACAUGUUCAGAGACUACCUUCUCUGUAUGAGCAGGCCAGGCAUUCACAGCUUCUUCCAGGGCUGAGCCAUCUGAAAGUGUCACGUGCUCACAGCUGUCAAGAAAACUGUUCCCGAUGUCCAUGUAAAAGGGCUUUGGCAGGAGGAGGCAAGAUCUUUUGCCUCUCCUUUCUGGCCCCUUCCUUCUGUGUCUGCCUUCCCACUUUCCUCUCUCACUUACCCCACAUUCUAGUUGCUUCUAUGACCUCUGAAACCCUGACGCCCAUUGACUCCCCACUUUACCCCCUUCUUUCCUCAGAGGGGGAACCCUAUCCUGAAGUUCAUCCGCAAUGUGCCCUGGGAGUUUGGCGAGAUUGUCCCAGAUUACGUGCUGGGCCAAAGCACCUGCGCCCUUUUCCUGAGGUGAGAAUUGGCAGACAUGAGCGUCUGAGCACACCCCAAGCGGCUCAGGCAGCCUGCAAAUCAAGCAUUGAACCAUAUAGCAUCUUUGCCGGGAAAGGGGUCUCUCCAGCAAUGUAACAUUUCACCUGUGCCCCGAGAUUUGGCAAAGACCAUUUAAAGGGCCCGGCAGCCUCUGCCACACAGCUGGUGCACCCCUUUUGACAAAAUAAAACUUGCUCUGAAUGGUUUCUUUUCUCUCUCUGCCACCCGCAGUCUCCGGUACCACAACCUGAACCCAGGCUACAUCCACGAACGCUUGCGCCAGCUCGGAAAGACGUACAUGCUGCAGGUGCUGCUGCUUCAAGUCGAUGUGGUGAGACACCUUGAACCACCUCACCUCCUCUGACUCCAGCCCUCUCCUUCCCUCCGGCUCGGGCUGCCAGCUCCACAAAAUCCGCCAACCCCUAUUCUCAGUCCCUGGACCACAGAAGCCACUUCUUUUCAAUCUUCUCUUUCAGUUUAGAGAAAAGGCAAGCAAGGUGUGUCAGGGUAGCUUAUCAAAUUAUGCAUGGCAAGGAGAAAGCAGGUAAGAGAGACGUUUUCUCUCCUAAUGCUAGAACUCGUGGCCACGCAGCGAAGCUGAAUGUUGGAAGAUUCGGGACAGACCAAAGGAAGUCCUCCUUCACGCAGCAGAGUUAAACUGUGGAACUCACGCCUGCAGGAGGAAGUGAAGGCCACCAGCCUAGGUAGUUUUAAGAGGGUUGGACAAAGUCAUGGAAGAUAAGGUUAUCAGUCUUGGCUCAGCUCUGGCUCCACAGCUGGAAACCUAAAUGAAGGGAGAGGGGAUCCUGCUUGUUUUAUUUAUUUAUUUAUUUAUUUAUUUUAUUUAUAUUUAUACCCCGCCCUCCCCAGCCAAGACCGGGCUCAGGGUGGCUAACAACCAGUAAUAAAAACAGGUUGAUUAAAAUACAAUUUAAAAAAUAAGAUUAAAAUACAACAUUAAAACAUUAGGAUGCAGCCUCUUCACAGGAGGAGAAAGGAAAAAGAAAGAGGGGGAGGGAAUCAAGUUGAUUCCAAGCGAAAGGCCAGGUGGAACAACUCUGUCUUACAGGCCCUGCGGAAAGAAAUCAGAUCCCACAGGGCCCUGGUCUCAUGAGACAGAGCGUUCCACCAGGCCGGAGCCAGUGUUGAGAAGGCCCUGGCUCUGGUUGAGGCUAAUCUGACUUCCUUAGGGCCCGGGACCUCUAGGGUGUUGCUAUUUAAGGACCUUAAGGUCCUCCGUGGGGCAGACCGGGAGAGGCAGUCCCGUAGGUACAAGGGUCCUAGGCCGUGAAGGGCAUUAAAGGUCAAAACCAGCACCUUGAACCUGACCCGAUACUCCACUAGGAGCCAGUGCAGCUGGAAAAGCACUGGGUGAAUAUGCUCCCACCCAUGGCAGAGACCCUGUGAGGAGCCUUGCUGCAGCAUUCUGCACCUGCUGGAGUUUCUGGGACAGCUUCAAGGACAGCCCCAUGUAGAGCGAAUUACAGUAGUCAAGCCUGGAGGUGACCAUCACAUGGAACACUGUGGCCAGGGCGGGGCGGGAAAGGUAAGGGAGUAAGUUUCCCUUUGGAGUAUAUGUUUGGCCACUGUGAGAACAGGAUGCUGAAUUAAGCCCUUUGUGGCUUAGGGCCCUCGUAUCUACGGGACCGCCUCUCCUGGUCUGCCCCACAGAGGACCUUAGAGUCCACGAAUAACCACAGUUUAGAGGUCCCGGGCCAUAAGGAAGUCAGACUAUCCUCCACCAGGGCCAGGGCCUUCUCACUGAUGGCUCCUACCUGGUGGAAUGCUCUGUCCCAUGAGACCAGGGCCCUGCAGGAUUUAGCCUCCUUCCACCGGGCCUGUAAGACAGAGCUAUUCUACCUGGCCUUUAAUUUGAAUUCAGCCUGAUCUUUUAUUUCCCUUCUCUUCCCUCCCCUUUUAUGAAGAUCACCUGCUCUGAGACCCCACAGCUAAUUCUCCCCUGGCCUCCUCGCUGGCCCAAGUAGGACCAAUUCAGCCAGCUAGCCCUGGGGAUUAUCCAAUGCUUAUUUCCCCUAAAUUGAUUUUUUUAUUUUUAUUGUUAUUCAUGUUUUUAUACUGUAUUUUAUGCUGCUUUUAUAAUUGUUUUAAAUUUGUUGUUAGCCGCCCCGAGCCCGGUUUUUGAACCGGGAAGGGCAGGGUAUAAACAAAAAAAUAUUAUUAUUAUUAGCCAUUGGCCUGAGCCAGGUUCUUAUGUCCUUAUGGAUCCUCCAGGCCCAGAGGCAGUCUCAUCUAGAUUCCUAGGUUCGUUAGGGUAUUUAGCCACUGGGAGAAGAGGAUGCUAGACUAGACGAGUCCCCUUUGGCCUGAUCCGGCAGGCACUUCUUGUGUUCUUUCCCUCUCCGUGACGUCCAAGGAAUCCCCAGACACCCAUUGUGAACUGUCCCCUUGAUGUUCUGCUUGAGAGAGGGGAUGCUGGGCUGGGCGGGUCUUUGCUUUGAUGCUGCAGCCAGAUUCCCUUCCUCCCACAGGUAAAGGUGAAGGGACCCCUGACCGUUAGGUCCAGUCGUGGCCGACUCUGGGGUUGCGGCGCUCAUCUCGCUUUAUUGGCCGAGGGAGCCGGCGUACAGCUUCCGGGUCAUGUGGCCAGCAUGACUAAGCCGCUUCUGGCGAACCAGAGCAGUGCCCGUCAACGCCAUUUACCUUCCCGCUGGAGUGGUACCUAUUUAUCUACUUGCACUUUGAUGUGCUUUCGAACCGCUAGGCUGGCAGGAGCAGGGACCGAGCAACGGGAGCUCACCCCGUCGCGGGGAAUUCGAACCGCCGACCUUCUGAUCGGGAAGCCCUAGGCUCUAUGGUUUAAGCCACAGCGCCACCCACGUCCCACUCCUUCCACAGAGACACCCCUCAUUCUCUACCCCCUCCAGACCUGUGUGGCUCAUUUUCCUUCCUUGUUCCCUUUAGAAAGACCCACACCAGGCACUGAAGGAGCUGGCCAAGAUCUGCAUCCUCGCUGAUUGUACCCUCAUCCUGGCCUGGAGGUGAGGACCAAAGAUGACGGGGGGGGGGGAGGCGUCUGCACAAACUUGAAACAACAGCAUAGAGGAAGUUUCCAGCUUCUGAAUCAGUGGCCUGAAUGCGGUCUAGCUCUGGCCCAAGGUAGUUUGGAGGGGGCAGGGAUUCAGCAGCAGGGCAAGCACUUGGUGUGCAGAAGACCCAGGGUGCAAAUCCAGGUUAAAAAGCCAGAUUUCUAGCAGCAGGACCUGGAAUUGGCUCUGCCCCAGAAAACGGUGGAUGGCUGCAUUCUUUCACUGGCUGGUCUGUGUACUCAGCGAAUUCCCUCUCAAUCCAGCCCUCAGCCUGCCUCUUCCCAUCGCAAAGACUUUUCUGCUGCUAGAGUCCAUGGCAGAGGGUGUAUUCCUGUGCGUCAGGAGGCAGGCUGCCCCAGCCCACCCCUGUGGGUAAUAUAUAAUAAAUAAUAAUUUAUUAUUUAUACCCCGUCCAUCUGGCUCGGCUUCCCCAGCCACUCUGGGCAGCUUCCAACAAAAUAUUAAAAUACCGUAAUACAUCAAACAUUAAAAGCUUCCCUGAACAGGGCUGCCUUCAGAUGUCUUCUAAAAGUCUGGUAGUUAUUCUCUUUGACAUAUAGUGGGAGGGCAUUCCACAGGGAGGGCGCCACUACCAAGAAGGCCCUCUGCCUGGUUCUCUGUAACUGGGCUUCUUGCAGGGAGGGAACCGCCAGAAGGCCCUCGGUGCUGGACCUCAGUGUCCGGGCAGAACGAUGGGGGUGGAGAUGCUCCUUCAGAUAUACUGGACCGUGGCCGUUUAGGGCUUUCAAAGUCAGCACCAACACUUUGAAUUGUGCUCGGUACUGGGAGCCAGUGUAGGUCUUUCAAGACCGGUAUUAUGUGGUCUUGGCUGCCACUCCCAGUCACCAGUCUAGCUGCCGCAUUCUGGAUUAGUUGUAGUUUCUGGGUCACCUUCAAAGGUAGCCCCAUGUACAGUGCAUUGCAGUAGUUCAAGUGGGAGAUAACCAGAGCAUUCACCACUCUGGCGAGGCAGUCCACGGGCAGAUAGGGUCUCAUCCUGCGUACCAGAUGGAGCUGGUAAACAGCUGCCCUGGACACAGAAUUGACCUGCACCUCCAUGGACAGCUGUGAGUCCAAAAUGACUCCCAGGCUGCGUACCUGGUCCUUCAGCGACACAGUUACCCCAUUCAGGACCAGGGAGUCCCCCACACCCGCCCACCUUCUGUCCCCCAAAAACAGUACUUCUGUCUUGUCAGGAUUCAACCUCAAUCUGUUAGCCGCCAUCCAUCCUCCAACUGCAGUUGCAUUGCUCCAAAGACCUAGGGAAUGAGACGCUCCCUUUUGGAAAGCAUUUCCCAGCCCCCAAAUCUUGUGAGAUGACACCUGCCUCCCCUCCCCUGUCGAGGUGGCGACACACAUUGCACCACGUGCAGAAUCCCCAGCUUGUCAGCUACUCGAGGAACCUAAGUUUCCAGUCCUCAUUGUCAAUAGAUUAGAUUUUUUUCCCCCCAGGGAAAAAAAAAGGGCAACCAUGAAACUUGCUGUCAAGCUUUGCUCAUGAAACAGGGGGUGUUGUGUUGCGAGGUGGGUCUGCUGAGCCCUCCGGCUUCUCUUUCCCCUCUCCAGCCCGGAGGAAGCAGGACGCUACUUGGAAACCUACAAAGCCUACGAACAGAAGCCAGCUGACUUGCUGAAGGAGAAAGUGGACCGGGACUACCUGUCGAGAGUAAGAAACUCCUUGCCACCAGCCUCAGCCGUGUUAGCUAGAGAGCCCCAGGCCUAGAUGAGGCUCAUUUUCCCCAGUGGCUGAUUGCCCCCUUUUUAUUCCCACUCUCACACACAGAGAGCCCUUUCCAACUCCGCCACUUGGGUAACAGGUUGUCAGCAUCUAUUUCCUCCCAUGCCUGUCAUCCAAAUAAUCCCAGAUGGAAAAAGGAUGAAGGCGGCACUGUUUUUAAGGAGACAGUGGCCGUAAGUCCUUGACCGCCACAUGUAUGACAGAUCACCCUUUGCCAUCUCUAAAACCAACCAUCUCCCUCACGUGCUUUUACUGAAAGCACCUGAAAUGCUACUAGCAUUCAUUCCUCUCUGAAGCUUGCAAAAUGAAUAGAAACACCAACCAUGGUCAGGUGACGAAGAGCUUUCCACAGAAUCAUAGUUGGCAGGGACCACGAGGCUCAUCUACCGCAACCUCUUGCAACACAGGAAUCUCUUGCCCGACAUGGGGCUUGAACCCACAACCCUGAGAUUAAGAGCAUCCCAGGCCUGGCCAGUGUGGUAUAGUGCUUAAGAGCGGUGGACUCGUAAUCUGGUGAACCGGGUUCGCGUCUCCGCUCCUCCACAUGCAGCUGCUGGGUGACCUUGGGCCAGUCACACUUCUCUGAAGUCUCUCAGCCCCACUCACCUCACAGUGUGUUUGUUGUGGGGGAGGAAGGGAAGGGAGAAUGUUAGCCGCUUUGAGACUCCUUUGGGUAGUGAUAAAGCGGGAUAUCAAAUCCAAAUUCUUCUUCUUCUUCCUUCUCUCAUUGCAGGUGACAGACUGCCUGACCAGCGUGAAAUCGGUGAACAAGACAGACACCCUGAGUCUGCUCACCACCUUUGGAGUGAGUGUCUUUCCUUGGCAUGGGAGGGGCAAGUUUUCAAGAGAAGCACCCAUUUCAAGUCUGGCAGCCUAUGCCCUUUGACCCAAAAGCCCUUCCCUUUAAUCCCAGAAAUGAGAUAUUCCGGGGGGACAGGACUGCUUCAGCGCUAAAAAUACACUCAGGGUACCGCCACCCCCACUCCCUUUUGGAAACACUUCCUGUGGCCCUCCUACAGAACAGGGCUGGAGAACCUCAGGCCUGGGCACUAAAUGUGGCCCUGUAAGCCUCUUCUGCCGGGCCUUCAGGUCUCUCCCCAGCCCCCACCGCCCGUCAGCCCUGCCUCAAACUCUCCUUGAGCAUUUCUGACAAGCUGGAAUGUUGCAAUAAUGCUUCUCGGGGCGGCCAGAGAGGGGUGUGGGUGUCUGUGUAGCAGCUAGCUCACUGUACAAAGGUAGUAUUUGCAUCCACCUGCCUUAGCAUCUGGUCCCGCCCGGGGAACACGGCCCCUAGACUUGAAAAGGGUUCCCCAGCCCUGCUGCAGAACACUUUGUGAACUCUUAAGCCCUGUUCUUCCUUCUUAGACUUGCUUUUUAACUCUUGCCUUGUAGUCGCUGCAAAGCAUCAUCCAGGCUUCCAAGGAGGAUCUGUCCCUGUGCCCAGGGAUCGGGCCCCAAAAGGUACAGCUGUCCAAUGCACAAAUAGUUUUUCGUCGGCUUGUGGGAGGUCAAGGCCUGCCACAUCGUAGUACUGUAGUCAGGUACUUUGCAAGGUAAAAGGUAAAGGACCCCCAGACGGUUAAGUCCAGUCAAAGGAGACUAUGGGGUUGUGGGGUUGAUCUUGCUUUCAGGCCGAGGGAGCCGGUGUUUUUCCACAGACAACUUUCCAGGUCAUGUGGCCAGCAUGACUAAACCGCUUCUGGCACAACAGAACACUGUGAUGGAAACCAGAGCGCACGGAAACGGAGGUGGCGCUGUGGUCUAAACCACCAAGCCUCUUGGGCUUGCCGAUUGCAAGGUCGGCGGUUCGAAUCCCCACGACGGAGUGAGCUCCCGUUGCUUGGUCCCUGCUUCUGCCAACCUAGCAGUUCAAAAGCACACCAGUGCAAGUAGAUAAAUAGAUACCGCUGCAGCAGGAAGGUAAACAGCAUUUCUGUGCGCUGCUCUGGUUUCCGUCACGGUGUUCCGUUGCACCAGAAGCGGUUUAAUCCUGCUGGCCACAUGACCCAGAAAGCUGUCUGUGGACAAACGCUGACACCCUCGGCCUGAAAGCGAGAUGAGCGCCACAACUCCAUAGUCGCCUUUGACUGGACUUAACCAUCCAGGGGUCCUUUACCUUUUUUACCUUUACUUUGCAACGUCUCCCAGGAACUACUUUUGAGGCCUCAAUCUUCUCGCUCUCAGGACUGAAGGGAGAGAAAGUGUGAAAUGGCUGGAUUCGCAUCCUGGGCUGCAUUUCCCGUGGGUGGUGCAGCAGCAGCAGCAGCAGCAGCAGCCUCAUGGGCCCUAUCAAAAGUGACUUUAAGAUUGGAAGGGAGUCAGGGAUGUCAUUGUGGGAAACUAAGUGUGCAAUUGCUGGGAGGCUGCUGCUGGUGGUGAACAGGGAGCACAGCAGAAGCAGCAAAUUGAAGCAGGUAAUAAGAGCAUCUCAGGGCGCAAGCAGCUAAGCUGUGGGCCUUAUCCUGAAAAGUAAACACCCCAGUCUUCACGAUUCUCAACACAGAGCUAGCUGAUUUACAUAGCAGCAGAAGCUGCUGCCUGAUACCACAAUAGACCAUCUAACUGGCAGCAAGCUCCAGGGUUUCAGGCAUCUGUACUGUUGGGGACUGAGCGUAGGACUCUGAUCUGCAAUGGCUUUGGGGUCUCCUAGGGUUGGGACUGCUUUGGGGAAGAGGGUGACAGAGAGAGCCUCCUUUUCCACUCACAGGUUCCCCCAGAGCAGCACCCAUGAGAAUCCCCACAACCACUUCUCCCUCCUCCUACACACACAUUUUUCUCCCCAAUUUUCACCAGCACCCCUUUUCUUCCAGGCCAGAAGGCUCUUUGACGUCCUGCACCAGCCGUUCCUCAAAGCUGUGAAGUGAGCAGGGGCCUCUGUGGCGAGAAGACCAGGAGCACGUUCUCUGCAAGUCUGUUGUCUGGCGUCCCGUCCCCCCACCCCUCAAACUUCCCAGCUCAAAAACUCAGCUGCCUGCAGAGCCUUGAGGAAGCCCUGCAGAGGAGCACAACCUCCAGGAAGGGGACAAAACCUUUUAUUUUUCCAGCAGCCAACGAUAUUUCUCUUUUUCCCCACCCACUUUGCAAUAAAACACCACUGUGCGGCAAAACCCACUCCCCAAGAUUCUCCCUUAUUCUUCUUGGGUGAAGGGAGCAAGCUUUGCUGAAAAAGAAAGUUUGGUUCCUGCUUCACAGCUCCUUAUCUAAUCCAGAGGCAGAAAAUAAGGAUCUGAGCAGCUGCGGGCAAACCAGGGACCCCUUCAAAUCUCUGUCUCCUGUAGCAACCGGACAAGCUGCGUAGAGUCCGUAGAGGUGGAGGGGACAUUGUUCUCAGAAAAAGCAGGAGUUUUUGUCCCCACCCCAACCCCGCAAGAUGUCCCCAACC